Molecule: messenger RNA, 2130 nt
Organism: Hypomesus transpacificus
Lineage: Eukaryota; Metazoa; Chordata; Actinopteri; Osmeriformes; Osmeridae
Gene: gng12b
Product: guanine nucleotide binding protein (G protein), gamma 12b
Exons: 3
Coding region: 1366-1584 (72 amino acids)
Biological process (GO): G protein-coupled receptor signaling pathway
Cellular component (GO): heterotrimeric G-protein complex
Molecular function (GO): G-protein beta-subunit binding
Source: RefSeq, a predicted model, not a curated record
AAAACGCCCUCCGCCCGCUACUUUGAAUCGCUGCCGACUUCACAUCAGAACCCCGUCAGAUGGUUUAGAGCAGCACGCAACGACGGGAUCAAUCUGUCAGCGGGCCCAAGUGAUGAACUGCGUCGCGCUUCGCUUCAGUGUCGUUGCCGCUACGUGGCUCACGCAGCCUGUCUGUCUCCUCGAAUUAGCAGCCGAGUAUGUCAUAUGCGUUUGUAUCCUUAACAGGUGGCUGUUUUUUGUCCUUUUCUUUUUUUCUACCGGGCCUGUCUCUUUCCCCUGCACGCCUGGCUGGCUUGUGGAUCUCAUUUGGACUGUCUGGCUCCUAGAUAACAUCAGGCCGUCUGAGAUGAGCACUCAUGAGGGUGCAGUUAAACUUGUCUAAGCUUCCGUUGUCAGCCGCCGCUAUGCACAGAGGCCACGGAGGAGUGUGGGGCGUGCUGUGCCGCUGAUAGCGUGGGGGCAUUGUCACCAUGGUGCUCCAGCCUCCCCGAGCCCGUGAGCUUAUUGUUCCGCCGGCCCCAUUUCCUGGGCCAGUAGUGGGAGUCGGGCCAUCUCGUUGCCAAGCAGUUUAGAUGUGCUGAGGGCUGAUAAGUGAGCUGCCUCUCCUGCCGUGGUGACUGGACGGCUGAUAAGACCCUGUUCUCACGGCCCUCCCAGCUCAUUCUUGAAACAAUCAUCCUGCAAUUAGCCAACACGGCAUCUGUUUAACUUUGCGGUUCAGACGGCGCUUUGAACGUCGACGCUUUGGAUCAUUCCUUGCUGUUCGUCGAGGUCGUUCAUUGCGUUGCGAAUGUACGGUGCCAGGAAGACUUAGCCUUGAGGUCCCUGCACGGGGUUAAGUACUCCAGCGGCAACUGUCGGUUGUGUCGAGCUCAUUCGAAAUGAAAAGGAUGCGUCGGCGAUAGUUUCGUCCUCACAGUGCACACCGGCCUGUCGUGACCUCUCCAACCUGCUUUCGGCGGGCGCUUCUGGAAACCCCACCUGUGCACACAGGCGAGCCACAUGAAGGCAGCAGUGCCUCUCUGGCGAACGACCACGAGCAGCAUUAGCAUCAAUGGGCGUCAGUGUGCUAGGCGCUGGCGUGGCGCGGCUGAUAGUAAACACUUUGACGUCAGGUUCAGAGAGGAGGCGGACUGACAGUGGGCGGCACUUCGAGCUUCCACGGGCAUUCCUUCAGAUGUGUUUUCCUGGCCGAGAGAGCCGAGAGCGAGGGGUGGUCCUCUUUGUUAUUUGUUUUGCAAAGGGGAACAUCUGACAGGCCCCCCCGGCCGAUUGGCCCCGCGGCGGAGCUUCCCCGCUGCGUUUUAUGGGCGGAACUUCAAAGGCCAGGGAGCUCAUUGGAUCAGAGGGCAACAGGUGCAUGAAAUGUCAUCGAAAAUGCAAAGCUCCAAUAACAUCACCCAAGCUAAGAGAACAGUCCAGCAGCUCAGAAUAGAGGCCAGCAUCGAGAGGAUAAAGGUAUCCAAGGCUUCGGCAGAGCUGAUGCAUUACUGCACGGAGCACGCCAAAUACGACCCCUUGCUCAUGGGAAUCCCAGCUUCAGAAAACCCUUUCAAGGAUAAGAAGCCCUGUGCUAUAUUGUAGUGGGACACCUGAACUCUGUUGGUGGUGUGUGUGUGUUUUGGGGGGGUUGACACUUCACUCUAGAGAUACCUGAAAGCUAAACACGACUUGCCUUAGAGCUGGCCCCUCUCCACCUUUCCCAAGCCCCCAUAGUUCCCCAAACGUGUACCGUCAGAUGAGUAAUGCGCGCCGACCUUUCAACGCAGAUAUGAGUCAAACCGACGAGCACCAGGAAGAGGCCUGGGAAGAGAAAAAAACUAAACAAACAGCCGGUUGUGGCCCAGCAACAAAGCUCUAGUUCAAACGCUCGUGAAAGAGAGCCUAUAUGAUGAAGCCUCUGCAGAAACUGCUUUUCUUUGUGAUUGGGAUCUGGGGGGUGGUCACGACCUGCAUCUUCAGCUGCAGAGACUUGCGCCCGAACAGGGAGUUCCCGACUCUGUUGUAAUGAUCAGAGCCAGCCUAGAAGUCCGUCCCCCCCCACACCGUUGAAGCCCCACAUUGCUUUAAUCUUUGAGCUCCCAGUUUCUGAUUGCAUCAGUGCCUUCUCACCUUGGCUUUGGGAAACAA